UCCCCAUGAAGUUUGACUCAUCAGUCAUCGAUCUCCGUUGAGAAGUUCCAAGUUCCAAUCAUGGCGAUUUCCGAUCUCUCACCGGCGGCCGCCGUUCUACUUCUUCUGAUGGCGGUGGCGGCGGCGGCGGCGGUUGUACAAGCGAGUGACGACAACCGAGUGUUCUCUCCUUGCACGGACACGACUGUAAAGAAGUCCGAUGGUUUCACGUUAGGGCUUGCUUUUGCGACGGAGCAAAAGUUCGUCUUUAAUAGAACGUUGAAGCUGUCUCCUUGCGACAGCAGGCUCGCUCUUACWGGCAAUUCUCUGAUCGCCGUGUUUAGGCCUAGGGUUGACGAGAUCUCUCUCCUCACCGUCAAUACUUCCGCCACUUCCUCUUCUUUCUCUCCGUCUUCCAAUGGUUAUAUGGUUGCAUUUGCUGGACGGAAAUCUGCUGCAAGGUCCCCUCCAAUUUUUGUUGCAGAUGAACAACAUAUCGUAACCAGCUUUACUCUGGUGCUCGAGUUUGAGAAGGGUAGGCUGCAAAACUUGUUCUGGAAAAGGGACGGUUGUGCUCAAUGUUCGAACAACAAUACCUUUGUUUGCAUCAACAAUCAGGCUUGUGCAAUCAGAACAAACAACUGCAAAAAUGGUGGGGGUUCUGUUGAUUGCAGUCUUUCGAUACAACUAGCGUUCUCUGGCACAGAUAAACACCUUUCUGUCUUCAACUCUUGGUAUGAAGUGUCCAAGCUCCGCCAGUACUCCCUAUUCAAUCUUUAUUCGAAUCUCAAAGAUUCUCUCACAAGUCAGUAUAACAAGAUCUUCUGACCGAGUAUAUUUUGCUUUAUGUUUAUUUCCAUCCUUGUAUAUUGUAAUUCAGUUUGUGCAACAGAUUCCUUUCAAAUGUUUUAUAUUUCUCAUCAAUUAAGAGUGUGAUUAUAGGCAGGGCUAGUCUUGUUUGGUAAAUUUAUUUUCAAGCCAUUAUACGUAGACAUGGAUAAAACUAAAAGUAUGUUGUAUACAAAAUGAAAGUGUUGAGUUACUUUCUCCACCAUUGUUGCCUUUCACUAGUUUCAAUGUAUUUUAGUGAGUUACUUCA
Momordica charantia (bitter melon) is the source of this 1078-nucleotide messenger RNA. RefSeq lists its product as uncharacterized. Gene Ontology annotation, molecular function: metal ion binding. The record is from RefSeq and is a predicted model, not a curated record. Gene Ontology annotation, cellular component: cytosol. NCBI's taxonomy places the organism in Eukaryota, Viridiplantae, Streptophyta, Magnoliopsida, Cucurbitales, Cucurbitaceae. Gene Ontology annotation, biological process: protein histidyl modification to diphthamide.